AUGGACCACGAAGGAUUCCAUUACAAUUGUACCAAGACUACUCGUGAAGGCAAACGUUAUUACAUAUGUGCUACUCCAAAUGUGUAUUGUAAAGGUACAGCAAUUAUGUUGGAGAAUGGUACAGUUAUAACAAAAAAGCCACAUACCCACGAAGGAAAUGAUAUAGGUUCUAUUAAUAUUGAUCUAAAAAAACAAUUUAGAAGUGUUCUGGUAGAAAGGGCAAAAAAUGAAACCAAACCACUGAAAUCCAUCUAUGAUGAAGAAUCAAUUCGGAAUCCAAAUGCAGCUGUACUUUAUGCAUGGCCCAGUGCAGAAUCACCAAUGCGUCAAGCUCGUAGACAGCAUGUUCCACCUCUACCAUCUACUUUACGUGAGCUAGGACAAUAUUUGGAUCUAAAUAUUAACAAAUAUCAGUGUAGCAAUCAGCCAUUUUAUCAGGAAUGGAUUGUGGAUAGAGAUGGUAAAUUCAAUGUCAUGUUUGCUUGCCAUGACCUCAUAAACUCUGUAGUUCAUGAAGGUGGUACAGAGUUGCAUGCCGAUGGAACUUUCAAAGUUGUGCCAUCUAAUCCACACUGUAGGCAACUUUUUAUCAUACAUCUGAUUUUACAAAAUCAUUCCAUCCCUAUUUGCUUUGUAUUGAUGGAAGCUAAGACCGAGGCUUCAUACAAGAAGGUGUUGGAGCGCUUUAAGAUGAAAUUCCCUUCUGUAAGACCAAGUACAAUCAUGAUUGAUUUUGAGACAGGCCUCCGAAAUGCUUUUACUGCAAUUUAUCCCGAAGCAAACAUAUUUUCUUGUUGGUUUCAUUACAUACAGAGUCUACAGAAGAACAUUAAAAAGUUGGGUUACACACGUUAUGUUAAAGAGAACAUGGCAGCAAAAAUGUGUGUCAAAAUGACAGCAGCUUUAGCACUAUUACCAGAACAUCAAAUAGAAAUGGGUUUUGAAGACAUAAAAAUGUAUGCUCAAGCUAAUAAUGUACAGCUUCCAAGGUUUUUUAUGUAUUUUUCUAGCUUUUGGAUUAUUAGGAAUGGACCUGAAUGUUUUACUGUACAUGGUCAACCACGCCGUACAAAUAACAAUGUGGAAAGUUUUCAUUCAUCCCUAAAGCAAACUUUUCAGGUACUGCAUCCAAACCUGUGGACAUUUCUUGAACAUCUGAACAAUAUAACCAUCAAGCAGCACACCAUUGUACAGCAACUAUCUAGGGGUGUGCCAACAACAAGGUCCACUAAAUUUAAAUAUAUUUUAAAUUCAGAGAGAAUAAGAAAUUCAACUGACCUUUUAACGACUGGUGUAAUAACCAUUAAAGAGUUCCUCAUUCAAUGCUCUCAUGUUGCAGACUCUUAUUUAGAACGAGAAUUAAGCUGGGAAGAUGAAGCUCAAAGCUCUGAUGAAGAAGUACCAAUUAUGUAUCCUCGACAAAAUGCCAUCCUUCCUGUAGAAGAUAACCCAGCCAUUGAAGAUUCUGUAGACAUCAUUGAGCCACCCAUUGAUAGAAAUUUAAUUCCAGUUGAUCAAAUUAUUCAGGAACCAGAAGUUAAUAUUGUAGAAGAUUAUGAUGAAAGGGACUUCACCAUCCCUGAAAAUCAGGAAAUGGGCAUCUGGCAACAAUUGUUUAUGGAUGGCUCGGAAGAGGAUGAAGUUCCAUUUGUACAAGUUCCAAACAAUCUUUAUGAACUCUAUCCCCCAGUUGAUGAAGAAAACAUUUGUACGGUGUGCAGAGUGGCUCAAAGGACACAUGCCCUUGUGCCUUGCGGGCAUAGAGUAUUGUGUGUGGAUUGCAUGACACAGUUGGAAGCACAACGUUGCCCACUUUGCAAUAUUGAGUUUGUAAUGGCAUUACGUAUUUGCUCAUCCAUCAACUUUUUGACGCACUUCAAUAUUGGUCGUAUCGUCUUGAAAUUGUCGAGGUUCAACGGAGCGAAACCUCUAGAUCAACUUUCUGUUCUCCAAAAAGUCGCGACUAUUCGGUAA
Aphis gossypii (cotton aphid) is the source of this 1974-nucleotide messenger RNA. RefSeq lists its product as uncharacterized. The transcript has 11 exons. The record is from RefSeq and is a predicted model, not a curated record. NCBI's taxonomy places the organism in Eukaryota, Metazoa, Arthropoda, Insecta, Hemiptera, Aphididae. The coding region runs from base 1 to 1974 and encodes 657 amino acids.